AUGGCGAGCGACCUCGGCGUCACCAUCGGCCAGCGCGCCUUCCACGUGCACCAGUACCCGCUGUACGCGCUACUAGCCUUCCACGUGCAUCAGUACCCGCUGUACGCGCUACUAGCUCUAAUCCGUUUCACGUAUGUAACCAGGCUUCACGGUACAGACGCUCCAGACUCUCCCUCUGUCUCCUUUUCUCCUUUCUCCUCCGUUCUCCUCUCUUCCUCUCCCUUUCCGUCCCUUCUCCCGUCCUUUCCCUUCCCGUCCCUUCCCUCCUCCUCCUCCCUCUCCUUUUCCUUCCCGCUCUUCCCCCCUCAGCUUCUCCCCUCCCUGUCGACGGUGAUAGCGAGCGCGGCAGCAGCAGCGGGCGGCCGCCCCUGCCGCCUCUCGCCCCACUCCGUGCUGCUCGUGCGCUCCGCAGACUGGAGCCCACUGACUGGAUCUCACCCCAUUCCCCCUCUCCCCUCUCCCCCCUUCCCCCUCUUUCCCCUCUUCCCCCUUCCCCGUCUCCCCCCUUCGCCUCCUCCCGCUGGCAGCAUGGCUGCUGGAGAUGAGCGCGUGUGGGCCAAGCCACGCACUGCCACUGCCGCAGCUGCCGUGCCUGCACGUCCUCUCAUCGUAUGUUCCCAGGCAACGCGCGCAUGUGAGAGUACCUGGGGUCUUUGCACUUGGACAUGGGCUUCAUGCACCAGGCGUACCAUGAUUUACACGCAUCUCACUACACAGAAGCCCAGCAGCGACAAAGAAGCAUCCUUCCUCAUCACUGCCUUCUACCAGCUUCACCCUGUCAACGGCGAUCGCCAACACAGCAGCAGCAGCAGCGGGCGAGGGCACGGGCCCCUGGCAAGCGGGCCUCUCGUUCCUGCCUGGCAGCGCGCUCUCCUUGGUCCCCAUCGCAUGCUACUGCUACGCCCGCCCCUGCCGCCUCUCGCCCCACUCCCUGCUGCUCGUGCGCUCUGCAUGUACGGAGGGGCAGGAGGGGAAGAGUGUGGGAGUUUGCGUGUGGAGACAUCGCUGCUGGAGAUGAACCUUAAACCUCCCUUCCCCCCACUCUCCCCCCUUCCCACUCUACUCUCUUCCCUUCUUCCCCCUCUCCCCCCUUCCCCCUCAUAUCCCUUCCCCGUCUCCCCCCUUCGCCUCCUCCCGCUGGCAGCAUGGCUGCUGGAGAUGAGCGCGUGUGGGUCCAGCCACGCACUGCCACUGCCGCAGCUGGCAACACAACGCCUGCAGCACCUCCUGCAGCACUGCCCUCCGUGCCUGCACGUGCUCUCAUCGCAGAAGCAGGGAAUGGCCGCACAGCAGCUGAGCAGCACACGGGAGCGCUACUACUGCCACUCACUGCACCACUGCCGGCAGCAGGGGCAGCGCCGCCUGCAGCGCGAGGAGAAGCAGAGGCGGCACUGGGGCACGGCCUAUGGGGAUGUCUCCUUGCUCACUCAUAAACUCCACUGGCAAGAAGCUUUCUGGCAAGCCCUGCAGCAUCUUGCUCGCCUCCUCCCCGACCCGACCCCGCCACCCUGCUUCUCUUCACUGGCCUGCUCUUCCGCCUGCUCUCUCACGCCUGCUCUUUGGGGUUGGGAAUUACCUGUCUGA
Closterium sp. Yama58-4 is the source of this 1584-nucleotide messenger RNA. The record is from the annotation of a GenBank genome assembly. Lineage: Eukaryota; Viridiplantae; Streptophyta; Zygnematophyceae; Desmidiales; Closteriaceae.